Molecule: messenger RNA, 6035 nt
Organism: Anneissia japonica
Lineage: Eukaryota; Metazoa; Echinodermata; Crinoidea; Comatulida; Comatulidae
Exons: 17
Coding region: 143-4060 (1305 amino acids)
Cellular component (GO): centriole
Source: RefSeq, a predicted model, not a curated record
UAAGAGUGCACGAAAAUCGAAAAUAUUAAUGAACCAUGUCAAAAGUCAAUAACGAAGUGAAGAUAAGACAAAUUGUCGUUCAAUUUAUUAUAUUGGCAAAUAGUAUUAUCGAUCGGCGUCUACUAUAGCGGAAACCAGAGUAAUGGCAACAAAUCAUCCUGAUGAAACUUCCGAUGGAAAUAUUGAAAAAGAGAAUCUUAAAAAGUCUGUUGAAGUAUCAGACCCAAUAUCUAUCCCACCAGAAGAUGAUGCACAGAAAGGAGCUGAAGGUGCUGCCAUCAAUAAUCCAGUAGAAAAAACUGAGGGUGAUAAUAAUAGUGACACAAGCUCAUGGGACAGCGGACCAUUGACAACAUCACUAAAACGCUACCAUCCUCUCCCACGUGGAAGCACAUUUGAAGAUGAUCAGCAGCUUUCUGUUUCUGAAAGCCCAAACAAAAAUGUUAAACCAAUUGGCAUCAAAAGGUUACAAGAACAGCUGUCAUACAAUGAGUCCACUGACAUCGAUGAUGGUGGUAGGCAGGCUGCUGAUUCAGACUAUGAGGCUUGUGAAUCAUCAGAUGAGACCAUCGAUGGUGGCACAAAAUCUCUGGAGUUACUGGAUGAAAGAGAUGGCAAUCAUAGCUCUGCUAAUUCCUCUACACAAUUCAACACUCCAGAGAAUUCUUCUGAGAACUUCAAAGAAAGUGAGGCAAUUUUUAAAGAUGCAAUUGAAAGACCAAUUACUGAUGAUGUUGAGGAAGAAAUUAAUCCUCAUGGUGCACAUAAUUCACAUUCUUCAGAAAGCUCAAGCAUACAUUCAAAGUCAGAUGAUGAUGCAGCCACAGAUGAUGGUCUCAUUGAAGAGAGUGGGAUAAGCAAAGACAAAUUUGAGUUUCUUCUAGAGGUUCUACAGGAACAGCAUCGUCAGCAGGUGGCUUUACAAAAGGAGCAACAGGAGAAACAACUUACAUUCCUCUCUAUGCAGAUAAAUGAGUUACUCAUGCCAUCUGAUGAACCAGUAAGAGCUCUGCCAUACUCUCAAAGCAAUGAAAGACUUUCUUCUGCUAAUCCUGUUGGUGAUAAUUUUCCACAAGAGUUUUUGCAGCACUCCCCUGGAGAAGGUACAUUAGAUGUUUUAGAGGAAUCUUUAUCAGGUUAUCACAAGGAAGAUCCUGAAUUCAUUGGAUCUGCCAAAGUCUCUGACCAAAUAUUGAUGACAGGUACUUCAGAGUCAUUGUCUGCUUUACAGCAUCAUUUCUUAGGGCAGCAGCAGAAUAUUCAAAGAGAGUAUGAUCGACAUCUAGAAGACUUACAGAAGCAGUGGAUAAAACUGCAUGAACAACAGACUCAACAACAGCAACUACUAAACGGUGCCAUGACAAAGCAAAUGCAGAGAUUGGAAGAGGCAAACAACGUGGAAGGAGACCAACAGAUGAGGGAAAAACAUAGAACUCCCAUGAAAGAGGAUGACGACAACAGCACAGUAUAUUCAAAUUUCUCCUACUGGAGACAUGAUGAUACUUACCGCCCUUUACCAAAAACUCAUACAAGACAGGAUUACACAGCUUUUCUGGAUGAUACUGAAGACCCAUUGCAAAUGGCGCCUUCUGUGGGGUCAGCGGAUGUUGAUAGCCAAUCUUCUCAGAGACUUGAUUUGAAAGAGAAACAUGCUCGUCAUAUCACUGACCUCAAGGACUUCUACGAGAAUGAAAUAUGCGAACUGAAACAGCAGCUCCAUGACAGUUUAGCGAAAACAGUUGGACCACCACAGAAUGGCUGGCAAGAGGUUAAUGAGAGACUACAACAAAAAUGUCACCAACUGGAGGCAGCAUUGAAACUCUCUAGCAAUCGUAUUGAAGAUUUAGAAGCCACAGUUAAAACACUUGAUACACGAUUGGUUGAUUGGCCAAAGAAAUAUGAAGUAGCCAUGGAUACGAUUACAAUUCUGGAGAAACAAGUAAAAAGCUUGGAUGUGCUUUGUGCUGAGAAGGACGCAGAGCUGAAGAAUUCAGAGAAAACAGUUGAUGAACUUAAGCUGUAUUUACACCAGGCCUAUGAGCUACAGGAUGUGAAAGCGCUAGUUGGGGGGGAAAACAACAGCAUGUUUAACACAGUGAUGAAAGAAUAUGAGUAUGUAAAUAAUGACCUGAUUAUGCAAACAGAUCAGUUGAACAAAUCAGAGAAUGAAUUGUACGAGGCCAAGUCGGAAGUAAUUGAUUUGAAAAGUGCCCUGGCAAAAUUACAGAUGGAUGUUGAAAGGCUACAACAUGAGAAUGCUUUUUUGAAAGGCAGAGCAGAAGUUGAGGGCGGUGUUAAUAGAAGCUUACCGAAUCAUUCAAGCAUACAGUCAAGUCAGAAUGGUUCUGAACGCAGGCAAUUCCAGGAACAAGAUUCUAGGCCCACAUACAACCAGGAUACAAAUGCUUUGUCAACAAGAGGGUUUAGCCCCAAAGAUGUGACACAUCUAAGCCAGCCAAAGACCCAUGUUCCUUCGCCUAGAGGGCCUAGCCCCAAAGCCAAUGCACAGCCAAGCCAACCAAAACCUCAUGUGCCAUCAGUAGAGGAGCGUAAAUUCUUGAGAUCUGGAGCUGACUUCAAUCUGUUCAAUGGGGAGAUAAGGCAUUCAUCAGAUACGGAAAAAGAUUCAGAUAAAAUGCAAUCUGAAACUGAAAGUGGUAUUUAUCGGCUGGAUGAUUCUGAUCUGGAUGCAUCACUGAAUCGCAGUGGAUUGUUUGCAUCCAUGCGUAGCACGCUACAUCCGCCUCCAUUUGACUCUGAUCUGGACGAGCGACCUAUCUCACCAAUGAUGAAAGCUGCUGCUCAAUUUAAUCGCUGGAAACAGCAUGAGGAGUUGGAAAGAUCCCAGUCACAGGCAUUCUUAUCUAAUCAGCUGGAAAACAGUUUUAAAUCUCAUGAUGCACAAAGGUCAGAAGUGGGAUUAGGGAAACAUGAAAGGUCAAACAACCAAUCUAGACAAGCUGUGAAAGACAAUGAAUCUGAAAGUUCUGCAUCGUUUCAUAGUCUAGACAUUGGCGCAAAACAUAAAGGCAAUGAGUACUUUCCACUUUCCGCAAAUAAACAUCCGAAACAAGGAGCAGGCUUAGCGAGAGAUCAUCUACAGCAUUUGAGAGAUUAUGAUUUGAAUAAACUUCACAAAUUACAAUCAGAAAGAAAACCUAAGUUGUCCCAAACAUCCCCAAAACCAUGGUCAAGAAACAUCAUGUCUGCUGGUAGCAGAAGAAGUCCAAGGCGGUCAGAGAAUUCAAAGACACCAAGAAGACUAUUUGGUCAAGGAUCACCAAAUGCAUCUUCACAUUUAAAACAAACACAGUCGCCUCGCUCCAGAGCGAAAGAUAAAUCACCAAGAAGCUCUCUCACUGAUAACCUUACAUCACCAUAUUCUCCGCCAAGAACAAAGAGAUCCUUCUCACCCAAGAACUCUCCACAUCGACCGAAGUCAUCGACCCCUAAGAACAACUACAGCAUGAGGCAAUCUGUGUUAGUAUCAAGCUCAUCAAGAGGUAGUACUCCAACUAAACGCACCCCACCUAGACACCCUUUUAACCCUAAGUCAGACAUUUCACCUAAGUUUAAAGGGGUCCUAGAUAGAGACAGUCAAACCACUACAAGAUUUAAUGUGUCAUUAGAUGAGACACCCACCAAGGAUGUUGGCAGCAUGCCAAGAAAAAAAUGGAACACAGAUGCUAAUAGUAUUUUAACAACAUUGGAUCAAUUAUCUGGGGACAUGAGCAGGACAGGAUCAGAGGAGCCUAAAAUCAUGUCAGCCAAUCCAAAACAAGUAAAACCAAGCAAUGAGAAUUUAUCAAGAAAUGUGCGGUCGUCAGUAGAAGAGAGACUGCGCAGUCUAUCAGCUGUGGAGAAGAGAUUUGAUUUUUUGACCAAAGAAAAAGUUGAAAUUGAAUCUGCCUUAAGUCGUCUACCUGCAUCGAGUCGUAUGUCUCGGCAAGCACGGGAGAACGAGCAGCAGCUGGAGACACGUUAUGACGAGGUGGUAAAAGAACUUGGCUCCGUACGUAUGCUGCUUCGAAAGUACAACAUUUUGAAGUCCUCCACGUGACGGAGUAUGAAGCACUACGAUGUUAAAUGGAUUGGAGCUGGUAUUGUAGCUUGUGAGAGCAAAGUAACAUAGGAGAAUGGUAUACCUAUUUGUGAGUGCAGUGGGCAACAUAAGGGGAAUGCUAUACCUAUUUUUGAAUGCAGUGGGCAACAUAAGGGGAAUGGUAUACCUAUUUUUGAGUGCAGUGGGCAACAUAAGGGGAAUGGUAUACUUAUUUGUGAGUGCAGUGUAAGCUAUGGUGUUGCGGUUAUAAGUUAAAGUAGCAGAGUAAGUAAUGGGUUUAUGAUCAAAGUUAGGGCCAGGUGACUGAUGUGACAGUAGCUUGUAACAUUGUUACAGGAAUGCUUGAGAGGGGGAAAUUCAUAUUAUAUUAUUUUAUUCAACCUAAAUUAUUGAUGGUCAGCAUCAAAGCAAUUGAUUGAUUGUGAUUAUGAAUUAACUAUAUUUCUAAAUGUAUACAAAUUAUUUUUUAACUCAAUUCGAUCAUUGUUGGUUACUAUCCAAUAUGACUAAUAUAUGGAUUUAAAUUGCUAAAACGAAGUUUGAGAGAUGUUGCCAGAUAUUAUUAACACCUUAGUGAAUCUGGGACUCAUAUAGUCAUCCAAUUGAAAACCCAUAAUAUUUAAAAUUUUUCUUUAUUAAUUUUUUACUUGGCUGAACCAUAAGGAUGUGUAUAUAAAAGUUAUUUAUAACUGUUUGAAAUUAUAAAUGACACGGAGUGGUGUGUACUUUUUAAUUUGUUGGCACCAGUCAGUAAAAUUCAAUUUGAAGAAGUUGUAAAUAUUUCAUCUCUUGCCUUCUGUUCCCCCAUUAUGAUUUUAAAAAGAAAAGGGUAUCUAUAAACAUAUUUUUACAAGUACUUUUGGGCAGUUUGUUAUUCUAUGCAAGUAUAAAUUUUUUGAGCUAAACUCCCACCAGGUAAAAAUGUUCAUAGUAGAGAGUGAUUUUCAUAUAGAAAACCAUAUAAUUUUUUAAAAACUACAUCCCAACUACUGAUUUAUACAUAUUCAAUCUGCAUGAGAAAACAAAAAUUUAUUUUAUGCAGUAACAGCAAGAUUGCCUUGCGCUCUCAACCAUAAGGUAUGGGGUUUGAAUCCUACAUUGACAAAAUUACCUCCGCCGUGAAGCAGGGUAUUUCUUUCCACACAGGAGUACAAAUUGUUUAUUUAUUUUAUAAAGGGUACCUGGAAGAAGGGUAGUGUUUCGAAUUUGAAUGUAUUUAAUAUGCUGAAUAUUAUGCAAGGCUUUUAAUACUUUCCAUGAAGUAGAAGAAUUUACACAUUGUGUAUCGUUACUGCAAUUUCUGAGGUCCUAAGUUGGAAGUAGGAACUUCCAAGAUAUCUGGUUAAAUGAGGAUUUAACAUGUCUAAUUUAAUUUUUUGGGGCAUGGUGAUAAACAUUGACAGUUGACAUCAUUAUGAUUAUCAAAAGUAAAAUCAUGCAAACAUGAAUUUGCUUGAGAUGGCUUAGUUUCCGAGAGAUUUUACUUGCUCGUAGGAGUAGGAAGCAGUCCAUUUCCAGGAGAAUCCCAGGGAGACUUUGGAUCCCUGCCAUUCCCAAUAAGCAGUGAUAAUGUCAAAACACUUAAACGACAUAAAAAUUCCGAAAAUGUUCAUUAUUAUUACUACUACUAUUGUAGUUAAUAGUAUAUUGAAAAAAAAAGAAUUAAUUACCAAUACUUUACUGUGGCAGUGUGUGAAAUAAUUUGAUGUUUUAUUUUAUUUUAAUAGGUUGUGUGUAAUUGUCGUGUAUUAAUUUGAUUGAAUUUUUUGACUAAUUUGAUAUGUAUUGAUAGAAAUAUAUUUGUUACAGAGUUUAUUGUAGAUUUAUAUAUAAUUAAAAUUGAUUUUCAUGAGUCGUUGAUCAAAUUUAAAUUACCUAAGAAUUAUUCCUGGAUUUUUCCAGCAUAAUGUCAUCUGACGAAAUGUACAAUAUUAUAGAAGGUGUUAUAUUUCAUUAAAAGGUAUGACUCGCA